GGAGUCACACCACAUGUGUGUGUGGUGUGUGUGUGUGUGUCACUGUGUGAGUGUGUGACUGUGUGUGUGAGUGUGUCACUGUGUGUGUGUGUGUGAGCGUGGACAACGUGGACAUCAGGGCGGCCGCUGAGCUGGGUCAGCGUCACACCACACGGAGUCACACCACAGUGGGUCACUUCACCCGUGUGUGUGGUGUGUGUGUGAGUGUGUGUGUGUGUCACUGUGUGUGAGUGUGAGCGUGGACAACGUGGACAUCAGGGCGGCCGCUGAGCUGGGUGAGCGUCACACCACACGGAGUCACACCGCACGGAGUCACACCACCCGUGUGUGUGUGUGUCACUGUGUGACUGUGUGUGUGAGUGUGAGUGAGUGAGUGUGUGUGUGUGACAACGUGGACAUCAGGGCGGCCGCUGAGCUGGGUCAGCGUCACACCACACGGAGUCACAUCACACGGAGUCACAUCACACGGAGUCACACCACACGUGUGUGUGUGUGUCACUGUGUGAUCGUUCGGAUCGGCAGCGGCGUGGACAACGUGGACAUCAGGGCGGCCGCUGAGCUGGGCAUCGCGGUGUGCAACGUGCCGGCGGUGUCGGUGGAGGAGAGCGCCGACUCGGCAAUGUCCCUGGUGCUGAACCUGUACCGCCGCACUGCCUGGCUCCACCUGGGCCUCCGCCAGGGCGCCCGGGCCGCCUCCGUCGAGCACAUCCGGGAGAUGGCCGCAGGAGCCGCGCGCAUCCGCGGGGAGACGCUGGGACUCAUCGGCUUCGGCCGCGUGGGCCAGGCCGUGGCCCUCCGUGCCGCUGCGUUUGGCUUCCGCGUCGUCUUCCACGACCCCCACGUGGCGCCUGGCAUGGAGCGGGCGCUGGGCGUGGAGCGAGCUCCCUCGCUGCUGCAGCUGCUCCGCGCCAGUGACUGUGUGAGUCUACACUGCUCCCUGGACCAGCACAGCCACCACCUGCUCAACGACUUCACCAUCAAGCAGAUGAGACACGGAGUGUUCCUGGUGAACACGGCACGUGGAGGACUUGUGGAUGAACACGCUCUCGCCGUGGCGCUCAGGGAAGGGCGGAUCCGGGGAGCCGCGCUCGAUGUACACGAGAGUGAACCCUUCAGCUUCUUGUCGGGCCCUCUGAAGGAUGCGCCCAACUUGCUGUGCUGCCCCCACGUGGCGUGGUUCAGUGAUCAGGCAGCCACGGAGACGCGGGAGGAGGCCGCCCGGGAGAUGAGGAGGGCCAUCACCGGCCGCGUGCCGGACAGCCUCAAGAACUGCGUGAACAAGGAGCUGUUCCUCAGCAUCGCCACCACCACCACCACCGCCACCACCACUGCACCACCACCACCACCACCACAUCGCUGGGCCAGCCUUGACACCAUCCAUCAGGAGCUCAACGGGACCCUUUACCGGGGAGGGAGUCAACAUCUCCUGGCCACCGUGACGCCCCUCUGUGAGAGUCAGGACGAGGAAGGAAUUCACUCUGCAGGUCUGACGGGGCUCUCUGAAGAUGUGGACAGCAGCGUGUGCUUCCCCCCGUCCGUGCUGGCGAGCGUUGUGGGUGGCCUCCCCCUGUCCACGGUGGCCGCCGAUUCGCUGCUGCCACCCGUGGGGGGCGUUGCUUCACUCGGCCACGCCCCCACCACCCCCCACGCGCCCCCACAACCCCUCCCCCCCGCCCCCCCCACACCCCCUCACCCCCUCCCCCGGGGUGGGGGCCAAGACGGAGGGGGACCGGGAGCAGCUCCACGAGCAGUAGGGGGAGGGGGCAACGGGGGAUUGGGGGAGGGGGGAUUGGGGGAGGGGGCGUGGCCAUCGUGAA
Messenger RNA from Petromyzon marinus (sea lamprey), 1817 nucleotides. The record is from RefSeq and is a predicted model, not a curated record. Lineage: Eukaryota; Metazoa; Chordata; Hyperoartia; Petromyzontiformes; Petromyzontidae.